Cylindrotheca closterium is the source of this 1119-nucleotide messenger RNA. Lineage: Eukaryota; Bacillariophyta; Bacillariophyceae; Bacillariales; Bacillariaceae. The record is from the annotation of a GenBank genome assembly.
AUGUAUAAAGGCGAGAGUGAUUCUCUCAUUGAAUCAGAUACCAUGGCUCCACAGCACAGUGACGAUAACAAUAAGGAGGGAGACAACCGGCAGCCAAGCGUUGCACCUCCUCUUGAAACGGUAUUCCAGCGAUCCAACAUGAAUGAAAACGAUAGUGCUGCAGAAUGGAAGGACACACUAUCUGCAGGUACGAAACGACGAAGGGGUGAAGAACUAGCGAAAUGGGAACUGGCAAGCAAACGAGAGGCAAGUCGAUUGAGCUCGAUGCGUUGCCAAGAACGGAAACGGAAACGAAUGGACUAUUUGAAGGAUGAAGAAGAUAGAUUGAAGGUUCAGAAUCAGAAUAUGCUACAGCAAAACAAUUCUCUUCGAUUACUGAUAUCUGUGAUAAGGCAAAGUUUAAGUGUGAUUCCACCGCAGAACGUGCAAACCAACCCGAUUGGAAUGGCACAAGGUGGAGGACCCGCUCUCUAUAACCAAGGAGUAUUCGGUGCAGUGCAGCAAGUUCAGCAACAGCCCCACUUCGUUGGCAUUCCACAGAUACCAGCACCUAAUAAUCUCAACCUAUCAAUCGCAUGGAUGGCUUCGAUGAAUCAACAAAUGCCUGGGCUACCUAACCAAACGCUACCCUCCUUGGCGAAUCCUCCUCCUGUUGCUCAGUUUCAGCAGCCAUUUAUUGUGGCCCCGAAUACGAUCAACCCGCAGAUGCAAAUCAAUCUUUUCCAGAAUGCUUUGCCUGCGCAAAAUAAUCUUCCUGCUCUACAGAACCUUUUCGCCAUGGCACAGCAGGCAGGACUACAACAACAACAACAACAACAACCGCAACAUCAACUUCAACAUCAACAUCAACAUCAACAACAGCAACAACAACAACAACAACAACCGCAAUAUCAACAACAACCGCAAUAUCAACAACAACUACAACUACAACAACUACAACAACUACAACAACUAGGGAACAUGAUGAUGCCACAACAAGCAAAUCCAGUUCAACAACAACAGCAGCAGCAACAGCAACAGCAACAACAGGUAAUUUUGCAACCGAUUCCUCAUAGAAUGGCCAUCAGCAUAGACAUGGUGAAUGGCGAAGAAGAACAUAAUAAUUUGAAGAAUUCAUGA